AUGCCGUCUGAACACUGCCUCAGUAUUCAAGAAAUGCUGACAGGCCAGAGGCUGUGCCACUCGGAAUCUCACAAUGACACUGUCCUCGCAGCACUGAAUCAGCAAAGAAGUGAUGGCAUUCUCUGUGACGUGACCCUGAUCGCCGAGGAACAGAAGUUCCAUGCUCACAAGGCAGUCCUAGCGGCCUGCAGUGACUAUUUCCGGGCAAUGUUCAGUCUUUGUAUGGUGGAAAGUGGAGCCGAUGAAGUAAAUUUACGUGGUGUGACCAGCCUGGGCUUAAAGCAGGCUCUGGAGUUCGCAUACACAGGACAGAUUUUGUUGGAGCCAGGAGUGAUCCAAGAUGUGUUAGCAGCUGGCAGUCAUCUACAGUUGUUGGAACUUCUCAAUUUGUGUUCCCACUAUCUCAUCCAGGAACUAAAUAGCUUUAAUUACUUGGAUCUGUACAGACUUGCUGACCUCUUUCACCUCACUUUGUUGGAGAAGGCAGUGAUUGAUUUCCUAGUGAAGCAUCUCUCAGAGCUCCUGAAGAGCCGCCCAGAGGAUGUUCUUAAGCUGCCCUACUGCCUGCUUCAGGAGGUGCUGAAGAGUGACCGCCUGACUUCCCUGAGUGAGGAACAGAUCUGGCAGCUAGCUGUGAGGUGGCUGGAGCAUAACUGCCAUUACCAGCAUAUGGACGAGCUCCUGCAGUACAUCCGCUUUGGCCUAAUGGAUGUGGAUACACUCCACACGGUUGCCCUGUCCCACCCCCUGGUCCAGGCAAGUGAGACGGCAACUGCCCUGGUCAAUGAGGCCCUGGAAUACCACCAAAGCAUCUAUGCACAGCCUGUAUGGCAGACCCGCAGGACAAAACCGCGAUUCCAGUCAGAUACUCUCUAUAUUAUUGGUGGGAAAAAGCGUGAGGUCUGCAAAGUCAAGGAACUACGGUACUUCAAUCCUGUGGACCAGGAAAAUGCUCUCAUAGCCGCCAUUGCCAACUGGAGUGAGCUAGCUCCCAUGCCCGUGGGAAGGAGCCAUCACUGUGUGGCAGUCAUGGGGGAUUUCCUGUUUGUAGCAGGAGGAGAAGUGGAACAUGCCACUGGCCGGACAUGUGCGGUGAGGACUGCCUGUCGCUAUGACCCCCGCAGUAAUUCCUGGGCAGAGAUAGCACCCAUGAAAAACUGCCGGGAACAUUUUGUGCUGGGUGCCAUGGAUGAAUACCUCUAUGCAGUAGGGGGCAGAAAUGAACUGCGCCAAGUUCUACCUACAGUUGAACGAUACUGCCCCAAGAAGAACAAAUGGACUUUUGUACAGUCCUUUGACAGAUCCCUUUCGUGUCAUGCUGGAUAUGUGGCUGACGGUCUCCUUUGGAUAUCAGGUGGAGUGACAAACACAGCACAGUAUCAGAACAGACUGAUGGUAUACGAACCUAACCAGAAUAAGUGGAUAAGUCGCAGCCCCAUGCUACAGAGAAGGGUCUACCACUCCAUGGCUGCUGUCCAGAGGAAGCUUUAUGUUCUUGGAGGGAAUGACCUAGAUUACAAUAAUGACCGGAUUCUUGUACGUCAUAUAGAUUCCUACAACAUUGACACUGAUCAGUGGACACGCUGUAAUUUCAACUUGUUGACUGGCCAGAAUGAAUCUGGAGUUGCUGUCCAUAAUGGGAGAAUAUAUUUAGUUGGUGGAUAUUCAAUUUGGACAAAUGAGCCUCUGGCUUGUAUCCAGGUAUUGGAUGUAAGCAGAGAAGGCAAAGAGGAGGUGUUCUAUGGACCUACACUUCCCUUUGCUUCGAACGGAAUAGCAGCAUGUUUCCUCCCAGCUCCGUAUUUCACGUGCCCCAACCUUCAGACUCUGCAAGUGCCUCACCACAGGAUUGGCACUGUCUGAUAAG
Messenger RNA from Grammomys surdaster, 1867 nucleotides. It is a transcript of the gene Klhl32, whose product is annotated as kelch like family member 32. The transcript has 10 exons. The record is from RefSeq and is a predicted model, not a curated record. The coding region runs from base 1 to 1863 and encodes 620 amino acids. Lineage: Eukaryota; Metazoa; Chordata; Mammalia; Rodentia; Muridae. Gene Ontology annotation, molecular function: protein binding.